Molecule: messenger RNA, 5090 nt
Organism: Cyprinus carpio (common carp)
Lineage: Eukaryota; Metazoa; Chordata; Actinopteri; Cypriniformes; Cyprinidae
Product: 1-phosphatidylinositol 4,5-bisphosphate phosphodiesterase delta-1-like
Exons: 13
Biological process (GO): lipid metabolic process; phosphatidylinositol-mediated signaling
Molecular function (GO): calcium ion binding; phosphatidylinositol-4,5-bisphosphate phospholipase C activity
Source: RefSeq, a predicted model, not a curated record
AUCACAAAAAAAGGAUAUAAAAAAUCCAAAAUAUAUGAUCAGGGUCCGGGAUCAGUGUAUUCAUUUAAUAUUAUAAAGUACUGUUCUGCUCAUGUUUCUAUAUCUUUUUCUCACUCAGUCUCUGUUGAGGACAUUGAGGAGGUACGAACAGGUCGGCAGACGGACAGUUUGAGGAAAUACACAGAGGAGUCUGUGGAGGGUCGAGCGUUCUCCAUCUUGUUUAAGAGCCAGCAGAAGAGCCUGGACCUGAUCGCCAGCUCUGAGGAAGAAGCCAAGAAGUGGGUUGGUGGUUUGGAGAAAGUCAUCUCAAAUAUAAAGAACCUCACUCCGCAGAAGAAAACAGAGCACUGGAUCUACAGCUGUAUGCGUAAAGCAGAUAAAAACUUUGAUAACAAGAUCAGUCAGAAAGAGCUGAAGAGUUUUCUACAAGACAUCAACAUUGAGGUGGAUGAAGACUACGCUGAAAUGCUCUUUCAGAAAUGUGACAAAUCAAAAUGCGGGUUCCUAGAGGGCAAGGAGAUUGAGCAUUUCUAUAAAAUUCUGACACAUAGAGAGGAGAUUGAGGUCAUCUAUGGAGAGUAUGCAAAGACAGACGGUCUUAUGAGUGCCACUGACCUGCUGAACUUCCUGCUGAACGAACAGAGAGAGGACGCAUCUCAGAAUGAUGCCCUUCAGCUUAUUGAGAAAUAUGAGCUUGAUGAAAAUGCCAAAGCCAAACAGCAAAUGACAAAGGAUGGCUUCCUGAUGUAUUUGCAACAGCCAGAGGGGCUGAUCUUUAACCCGGCUCAUAAAAGUGUUUACCAGGACAUGAACCAGCCUCUCAACCAUUACUUCAUCUCCUCCUCUCAUAACACAUACCUGCUGGAGGACCAGCUCAAAGGACCCAGCAGCACAGAGGCGUACAAAAAAGCGCUUCUUAAGGGCUGUCGCUGUGUGGAGUUGGACUGCUGGGAUGGAUCAGAUGGAGAGCCGGUCAUUUAUCAUGGAUACACUCUGACCUCAAAGAUCCUCUUCAAAGAUGUGAUCAAAGCCAUUAAAGAAUACGCCUUUAAGACAACCGAGUAUCCUUUGAUCCUGUCUUUGGAGAACCACUGCAGUGUGGAGCAGCAGAAGAUCAUGGCUCAGCACUUGAUCUCCAUCCUGGAUAGCGCUCUGGUCACCAAACCCCUCAGAGAUCAGAUGCCCACAUGCCUCCCUUCCCCAGAGGAACUCAAAGGCCGGUUCAUAGUCAAAGGGAAAAGACUAGACAAACUUGAGGAAAUGUUUUCAGAGGAGUCCAAAACAGCAGAGGAAGACAGUGUAACAGAGGAAGAAGAUGAUGAAGGCGAUGAAGAAGACCAGGAAAAGAAGUCUAGUAAAACGAAGUCGCUGAAGUUGGCGAAGGAGCUGUCUGAUAUCGUGAUCUACUGCAAAAGUGUCCACUUCCGUGGGUUUGAGGAUUCCCGGGACAAGCAGUCCUUUUAUGAGAUGGCCUCCUUCAAAGAGGGAGAAGCUGUGAAACUGGCGGAGGAAUCAGCAAACGAUUAUAUCCAUCACAAUACAGACAAACUCAGCCGGAUUUAUCCAGCAGGACUGAGGACGGACUCCUCAAACUAUAACCCUGUGCCUCUCUGGAACGCAGGCUGUCAGAUAGUGGCCCUGAACUUCCAGACACCCUGCCUAGAGAUGGAUCUGAAUCAGGGGCUCUUUCUCCAAAACGGACAGAGUGGUUACAACCUCAAGCCUUCUUUCCUACGAGACCAAGACACUAAGUUUGACCCCAUCACUCUCCCCGAGGGACCGUGGUUAAAGAAUAAGUCUCUUCAUCUGAUGGUGAUCUCAGCCCAGCAGUUACCCAAAGUGAGCAAAAGGAAGUCCUCUAUUGUUGAUCCCAUUGUGAAAGUGCAGAUCUACGGUGUGCCAGCUGAUACGACUGUGGUGGAAACGCAGUACAUUGAGAAUAACGGCUUCAACCCCAUGUGGAAUGAGAACUUCCAGUUUAAUGUGCGUGUGCCAGAUCUAGCCCUUGUGCGCUUUUUGAUUGAGGACUACGAUUCCAGUUCCAACAAUGAAUUCAUUGGCCAGUACACACUUCCCUUCAACAGCCUAAGGAACGGAUAUCACCACGUGCCACUGCUCACCAAGAAAGGAGACCUUCUUUCCUCCGCUGGGCUUUUCGUUCACAUCAUGGUUGUGGAUGCUGAAUAACACAUGAUGGUGCAGGUUUUAUACUGUAUCUGAGAUGAUCUGAUGUGGCUAUAUUCAUCAGCACAGAUGUUUCAAAGGGUCGACAAAAAAUGAGGCAGCUUAAGUAAUUCUUCUGGUUAAAUGAGAAAUUGUGGGAAUAGAGCAACCUUUCUGAAGGCAUGAUAUGAUGGUCUCACGUAACAAUGUUUUUGUACGUUUUACAAUUUGUAAAAUACAUUUAUAUUUUUUAGUAUGCGAAAUAGAUGACUUAGUGUCAACCUUUAGUCUUAGUUAAACUGAGCACUGUUUUUAGUUAUUCAGAUUUUAGAGAGGAAUAAUUUGAUGGUGGGAUUACAAAUAAACACAACUACUCCAUCCUCUGGGUAGUUUCUCUAGAUACAUGUUUUUAAGCCUGCAUUAGAGGUUGUAUCUUUGUCUGUUAUGUAGUUACAUACAACAUCUGAUUUAUGUCGUUAUUAAAUGAGGUACUUAAAUUGUUGUAUUUUUGGCUGAUACUCAUAGAAUCAGCGAUUCCAAUAAAACAUUACCAACCUUAUACUUCCAUGUAAAGGCAAAAUAAAUGUAAGUUAUUCAAAACUACGUUUUUUUUUUGUUUUUUUAUUCUGUAAUUGCUUCAACCAGAUAAAAGAGGCAUGAAGAACUUGUAAUACAACAUCAGGGUCAGUCCUGCCAUAUUUGGCAGUUUAGACACUUCUUGGUUUCAUCUACAAAGCUGUAGGAGUAAGCUUUAUUAGUGUGGACAUCCAGUCCACAUGAAAGCAGAAGAACCACCACAUUACUUUGGUAACAUUACAUAACUUCCUAUUUACCAGCAGCUGAUUUGAGAAUUUGAUGCAUAAUUGAAAGAGUAUCACUUCAUUUUAUGUGCAACUUUUUAAAACAUGUAAGGAAUAAUUGACGACGGGCCGUUGAAUUAUUAGAAAAAUUAUGCGUAUUAAUCCGCUUUGCGUAGUGGCCUCAUCACCACCUCCAGUGUGCAUUAUUUUUCUAAUAAUUAAAUGGCCCAGAGUCAAUUAUUCCACGUAUAUUACAGUUACCAAACCUCAAAACAUCGAUCAGAUGAUAUAUUUAAAGGGAUUCCUCUGGUUUUUGUACUUAAAAAGCUAUAGUGAGUAGGAUUAUUUCUUCUGCAUCUCAUCCAACGCUAUAAUCUUAAGAUAUUAGGAUAUGCUAAAACACCUUGGGAGAGCCGUCGUUUGCUUAGGCAAAAUGGUAAGACCUGAGGAUGCUUAACUUUUAGCACAUUGCAAUAUAAAAGUCAAUAGUCAAAUAGAAAUCAUUGUGUUGUUUUUUAAAAAGGUGCUUUAAUAUAACACGUCAGAGUCCGGAAGAAAACUUACGACAACCAUGAAUCAAUUCAGCUUGAAAUAUACUCCAAACAUCAGCACUGUACAGCCUUUCCGAACUGAUUUCAAACCCCCGAGUCAAUCUGUGGACCAUUUAAAGUGUCUUGUAUGGCUUACUGGAAAAAAUAUCAAAGAAAAUAAGGCUUAAUUUGACUGGAUGUGCCGACUUGAGAUAUUUAAGUGACAUAACAAAAACAUUGUGUAUUAAAAACAGCACCUGGCAGUUUAGACGUGAAAAACAGAAGCAAAGAACAUCAACUGUGAGCAAAACCGAUAGUGUUUCAAUGCUGUCAGAUCACCUGGAGUCUACCGUGUUCAAAGAAAAAAAGGUGCAAUUUGCAAAUGUGAAAAGUAUUCAAUCAGAAAGAAAAGCUAGAAAUCAAAAACAUUAGCAUGCCAAAUAUCCAGCAGAUUUGAAAGCGCCAGCUAUUGAAGAGGCUGUACAGCACUUCAACAAGCAGAAAACAGCAGGUGUGGGCUAACAUAAGCAUACAUCUCAAAUACUGACAGAAGACCAUAAACGUGAGAAUGAAUCGCUCUCCGUCGCGGGAACAGGAUGAAGAGAGAGAGAGGUAGACGAUGAAAGACUGAAGAGAAAAGCAAAAAAAAAAAAAAAGGACAACGUGAAGUGACCAAACUGUGACGUGGCGGACUCUGGGCUGAGAGAGAAAGAGGUUAUUGCCUGUUCAGCAGUGGAUUGGGACAUCCUGCCACUGCUCCCCUCAUCUUAGGCACUGCGGUGAUGGAGAGUCUGCACAGCUUGCGCCAAACACUUGAAAACCCCCUCAGAAUCUCACUGGGAGAAGGAGAGCUGCGCUGCAAGAGGACAAGAGCAAAAGGCCCUACUGCAUCCGUUCUGCCUUUGGACGAUGCUCUGGCACAAGCUGCACAGUGCUCUAGUCCCUGGGCUGGUACUGGUGGUACCCUACAGGGAGCUCUUUUGUAGUGUAGUAUACAGUGGUAGCAGCAGCAGGGUAUGGUGUAAAAACAAGUUGAAACUAAUUAAAAAUAUAAAGAUGGACCUGUAUCAAUUCUCAAUAACUCACGACUCAAACAGAAAAGAAUUAAAAACGAUAAAAGGGAUACAUUUGCAAUUGUGCAUCCUUGUUUCCAUAAAGGACACUUCCCCUUAAAAAUACUACCUGGGGGUGGGGGGACAACUGCAGUGAGUGUCUAUGCUACUUCACCAAAGGCAUUUAGAUCAACGUAAAGUUUCAAAAAAGACUAGCGGCUAAAAUUCUAUGUUGACCGGGCAACAGUUUUUGAAAUGUCCAAACAUUUGUCCCCAGCACCAAUAUUAGCAUCAGGCCUGUUUGCUGAAAGCAAAACGUACUUCAGCAUCAGAUCACAAGACAAAUAUUAGCAAUUGGCACGAUACAAUCUUCGGUUUAAGAUUGUUUCUUCUAGGUUAGUUGGCAAAAGAGAAUGUGGCAUAGGAGACGAGUAACCUAACAAGUGCAAAUGCAUUCCUUUGCUCUUAGAAAACAAACUAAACAUAUACAAGUCUACAUAAUAGUCUCAGUCUAUAUAAUGGCACAAGCUAAAGCAAAAUCGAAA